AUGUGGAUUGAAGAAGUUAACAGACUUUGUCCUGGAAUUCCUGUUAUUUUAGUUGGAUUAAAAACAGAUUUAAGAAAUAGCGAAACAGAAAUUGAAGAUAUGAGGAAUAAAGGCCUUUCUUUUGUUGAUCCAAAACAGGGAGAAACAAUGGCGCAACAAAUAGGAGCAAAGAGAUAUAUAGUAUGUUCAGCAUUAACGGGAGAAAAUGUUGAUCAAGUUUUUGAAGUUGCUUCAAGGAAUGCUUUAUUGGUAGGAG
Entrophospora sp. SA101 is the source of this 256-nucleotide messenger RNA. Lineage: Eukaryota; Fungi; Glomeromycota; Glomeromycetes; Entrophosporales; Entrophosporaceae. The record is from the annotation of a GenBank genome assembly.